Colletotrichum scovillei is the source of this 3482-nucleotide messenger RNA. RefSeq lists its product as uncharacterized. The coding region runs from base 279 to 1100 and encodes 273 amino acids. The record is from RefSeq and is a predicted model, not a curated record. The transcript is spliced from 2 exons. Lineage: Eukaryota; Fungi; Ascomycota; Sordariomycetes; Glomerellales; Glomerellaceae.
CCCUUUCAGGUCUCAGCUUCCUCAACCGAUCGAUCGCCCACCACCUUUUUGCAGGCAGGCUUCGAUACCUAGUGAAGCUUCACCACCCCCACCAUUACGGUCACGUUAUCACAAACUUGGGUCGCUUCAGGAAACACCACCCGACAAGAAGCUGGGAAGAUGGUCAAGAAGGGCGGCGCUUCUCGUCCCCCGACGCCUGGGAGGAUGAUGACUGGGAGUCUGCAGCCGACAAGCUUGACGCCCAACCUACAGAGGUGCAGCCUGAACCGCAGGUACCGAUGACCAAGGCAGAGCGGCUCGCCCAGCAUGCCGAGCAGAAUAGAAAGCUUUGGGAAUCAGCUGACUCCCCCACGCCCACACCAAUGACCUUCCUCGAAGCCCAACCCUCGGUACCCCUCGCCACGGGCUUCAAACCCCAGGUCAAAGUCCUGAGCCGAAAACCGGCGCCCCGAACAAUCGCCCGGCGCGACCCCGUCACUGGCCUCCUCUCCCACCUGUCCCUCGCUGACGACGACGCCGACGACCAACACGCCGAGAAGAAGCCGCAGCUCACGCCCGAGGAGAUUCGCGCCAAGCAGCAGCGCGAGCUCGAGGAGAAGCAGCGGCGGUACGAGGAGGCGCGCGCGAAGAUCUUUGGCGAGUCGAAUCCUUCCUCUGGCGCCUCGAGCCCGAGUGGGACAGUCACGCCACCUAGAGGGGGAGGAGGAGGUGCCGAGAACGAGAGAGGUGGAGGGCGCGGCCGUGGACGAGGACGGGGCCGUGGCGGUGGUGGUGGCGGUGGAUACCGAGGGAACUCGAAUCGACAAGACGACCUACGACGACCUGGCAGCAGUCGAUCCGACGCCGUUCGCGCCGAGAGCGGUCGUGAGCUCUACGACCCCGGAUACGCACCCCGAGGCGGCUUCGGGAUGCAGAAGCGUGGGGGCGGCGACGGCCCAAACACGUACAACACGUACAACACAUACAACCCGCAUUCUGGACGUUCAACCCCGAGAGACGUCGAGGACCAGCCCAAGCAGGCCAUUCGAGCUCCACGCGGACCGGAUGGGACUGGAAGAGGUGGAUUCGGCUUCGCCAAGCGAGGCACAAAGGAAGGAUGAAAUUAUUACUAUGCUAAUUUGGCUCUUCCUUUCCUUCACAGAGAGAGAAAGAAAAAACAAGCAAAAAAAGACUACCAGCCUCCGCCAAUCUUUCCCGCCAGCUGAACGACGCGCUCCGUGUCGCUAGCCUUGUCCUUGCCCACGUCGCUGACCACCUCGCGAUACGUGGUGAGGGCCAGUCUACCCAAGUCUAUGCCAGUGCAAUCCGCCCAAUGCGCUAGGGUAUCUCGAAUGUAAGAAGGCGAAAUUCCGUCAACAACGUCGUCUGCUACUUGCAGACCGUCACCAUUUUGAGUAAUACCAUUGCUCUCCUCGCCGUCAGAGUCCUCUGCUGAAAAGUAGGCCUCGUCGACCUCGGCCAGGAAAUCCUUCUGCUCGAGCGGGCCCGGCUUGCUCUCGUAACCCUUGCGCUCCACGACGAUCGGGUCGUCCACCUUGAUCUGCCCACCGCCGUUGGUGCAGCCGCCGGGCAGGCCGCCAUGACCUCGACGUAGGCGUACUCGAGCCCAGCGGACUUUCCGUGGGUCUCCUAGCGGCGCCGAACGCCUUGCCGCCGGGCAUCCGGGACGGCCGUGCCGGCUUCAGCUUUCGGACCAGGUUCUGGAUAUUGCGGAAGCCGUAGUACCGCGCAGCCUUGAAGAUAGGGUCGCCCGUGGCGGAAGCGACGACGAACUCGACGACGUCGGCGUUGCGGCCGCGGAUGACUUGGAUCUGAGAGUUGGGGUGCUUGGAGGCCACGGUCUGGAGGGUGAAGUAGAGGUUGCCGCCGGAGGAGCCAGCGGCUACGGACGAGCGGUGGGCUCCACGGGCCGGGAAGAGGAACUUUUCUAGCCUCGUGUCCGGGAACGGCGUAUGUUGGACAGCGGCGGCAGAUGGCUUGCCCCGCGGUAGAUUAAAGAAAUUGAAACCCCUUGACUCGGCCAGCAUGAGGACCUCCUUGCUCGUGAUAACGCAGUCCACGUCGCGGACCCCUCUACCGGGCUUCCCGUCCCCGUCGGGACCCCACACCGAAUCCGUGAGCUCCUCGCGACUGGCCUCGAGCUUCUUGUCGAAACACGGCAUGACGGCCAGAUGCCAGAUCCUGCUGGGCGGGAUCCUAAGCUUCUUGCUCAGCGUCGUCUUGAGGAGGGUGCCCAUGAGCGCCUGGGGCGACUUCACGCGCGACAGGUGCGGGAGGACGUAGGGGUGCGUCUUUUCGGCGUAGCACACCCACCCGGGACACGACGACGUGAGGAUCGGCUUGGUCGCUGGGGUCGAUGGUGAUGGAGACGGCGAAGCGCCUGCUGCUGCUGUUGCUGCGCUACCGCCACCCAGAACCUCAUCCGCCCCGAGAACAAGACACGCCUCGCGCGCGACGUUGGUAUCCAACACCCACGUGAACCCGUUCCCAUGCUUUCCCCCGCUGGCAAGACCUUGCUCGCCGCUGAAGAGCGCGUCCAGCAUAUACCCCGCCUGCCUCUCCGUCGUGCCGUCGCCCGCGGCAGCGGCCAGGCUCGCCCUCGUCUGCGGCGAGACGCUCGCCACGAAGAGCAUCCUGCUCUCGUCCUCGAGCCCCUGGACGCGGAACUCGCCCGUGGUCGGGUCCGGGCCGACGAUGCGGAGGGACGGGCCGAAGUCGAGGGUGUUGAGGACCUCGGUGUGGGAUUGCAUGCUCACGAGGACGGCUUCGGCGGAGGUGACGCAGCCUGAGCAGGCGACGAGGACGGCUUCGGCGGAGGUGACGCAGCCUGAGCAGGCGAGGCAGUCUGUGAGGGAGAUUUCGGCGGGGGGCGCAUUGCUUGCUGCGGUGUUGUUGGAGUUUGGUUGGCCGUCGAGGAUGACUUCGUGUUCGAGGGAGGCGUCGGGGGGGGGCGGCGGGGGCGCGGAGGAGGGUCUCGAUUGGUUUUAUGCAGGCUACGCCUGGACUUAUGAAGUCGUUUAGGUCGUCUGCGGAGAGUAUUGCGCUCAUCUUGGAGGAUUUUUUUGGUCGAAGUGUCGUGAGCGUAGAGAGAUUGAAGGAGGGAGGGGGAGUGGGAGGGAAAGGAGGGGAGGCGGGAUGUCGAAGAUGGCGGGGCAAUGCGUGGAUGCGAUGCGAUAGAGAAGUCGACGAGAAGAAGUAUGAGUCGCAACGUAGCGGGGUGUAAGAGAGGUGCGAGGACACAAGCCGUUGGUCCAAGUAUGAGUAUGAAAACGAUGGGAGAGAGCUUGUCUUGUUUGUGGACGACUUAUGCUUUCUCCUUGUAUUCCGCGAGGCCGGAGAUGCGCAAAUCAAGUGGUGGAUGGGAAUCAAUCGUUGAUUGCAAAUCCAUCCCCCACCACUGGGUUUUUUUUCGCAAGAGUCAACACUGCUGACAGUGCAGGCGCGCCUAGGCUUUGCGAAAUCGGCAUCCACUCAGUGGCGGG